ACAAACAAUUAUUUAAUGGUUCCGCCUUUUCCUUUUCGUUUGUAGUCCAAAUGAGAGGAUCCGUGGCGUAUCAUUUUGUUCAUUGACGCUCUGGUGCAAAAUAAAGUUUGCUUGCACUGCCUCAAUGCAAAUGCUUGGCAAUCCUCUUCUGAUAUCUCCUGCUCCCCUUCUUACUGCUUUUCUUCAUGCCUAUCAUAGAUUACUACCGCUAUCGCCUUUCAUACUAUUACUUUUACCGCGCACCUCCGUUACAUGGGGAAAAGAAAAAGAAACAUACCGUCCACAAGAGAAAAGAAAAGGAACGAAAAGAAAAGAGAAAAGUACUCGGCUUCUUUUCAAUAUCCCAACUCCUUACUUCAAUAAAUCUCCUCGACCAGAAAGAUAUCAACGAGCUACCAAAGCUUUGUUAUCGCAAGUUCUUUUGUGAAUGUAGUACCACUACCCUUUUAAACUUUCCACCAUCACAUUGCGCCUCCCUCUCCAGGGAAUUUCAACUCACUGACCGCCAUACUCAUUUGAUACUCAAACCAAGUGAGUUGUUAGCUGUUUGAUAUACGAGUCCUUGGUGAGAUAUCAUCUUCCGCUGCUGUCCAUAUUCACCAUUCAAUAAUGUUUCAAUGACCCGUUCCCUCCUUCUCUUCAUGAGGAUUCAUCUUGGAUAUUCUUGAUCAAAAAUAUUCUGUGAUGAAAGAUUUGUGUUAUUGAUUCAUUGAAACUCUGCAUUUAUUUGCUUGGCUUAAGCUCAGUUCCAGUUCAAUUCCACAUAACUUGGAGACCUUGGCUUAUAUAUUCUUGACCUUCUCUAGAUUUCACCUACCUUGACACAGCCACUCUUCGAUGCCUACGAGUCUGAACAGCUUCAUUCUAUCAAAUAGUCGCCAAGGUCCUGCGCCUCGGGCUGUGUUUGAUUAAGACAACAAGAGAAUUUUCCACCAAAGCAUACUAACAUGGCGGACUCAGGUGAAACUUCACCUCCAAGCUCGGGGGCGAAGAGGCAAAGAGCGUAAGUCUACAUUCCUUAUCACUAUACAUACCAACAAUCCCAUAUCCAAAAUAGCUAAUGUUUCACUGCGAGCAGACCCACGAUAACAAUCGAUACUUCUGCUGUUUCUAGCAACAGUCCACCUCAAGCUAUGGAUCACGACGCAGUUGCUUUGAGGGCUUUAGCAAAUUCCCCCUCAACUUUACAGGGUGACAUUAGCCCUGUUACAUAUGAUGGAACAGGAUCGCAAAAUCGAGGCCAUCGUUCCAAUCAAGCAAGUCAUUCAUCGAUACCAGAAUUAAGAACAACAAAUUCAUUUGACAGCCGAGAUAGUAGGCCAACAUCACCACAUAAUGUGUCAUCGCCAACAUCGAGAGGAAAUCCCGGAUUCUUGGCCGUUCCUGGUCUUCGAUCACGACAAAACUCCAUCGAGUCUGACGAUGGAAACCAUUCAACUACGAGUUACGGUGGAGAAACCUGCGCCGGAACUUCCACCGCAGGACAGAUGGACAAGCAUAGGGAGUUGGAGGGAAAUAAUGAUAUAAUGAACGAUCCAGAUGCUCUAAAACCGGAUCUGGGGACCGAGGAGGACUUCGAAGUCGAAAACAACAAUUUUGCAUUUUCUCAAGGGCAACUGAACAAAUUAGUAAAUGGAAAGAGUUUGGCGGCUUUCUAUGCUCUUGGAGGUCUUGCAGGAUUAGAAAAGGGAUUGCGAACGGAUCGAAGAAGUGGUCUCAGUCUGGAUGAGCAAUCUUUAGAUGGAACGAUAUCUUUCGAAGAAGCAACGGCUGCCGCAUCUGAAAGAUCGCCCGUUCUCAGCGAACAAUCGAAAUCUUCAAAGACCCCUGUGACCACCAUUGUAUCUUCGAUGCCGCCAACAGGAUCGGGACAUGCACAAUCACACGUUCAAGCGCACGGUGCUUAUUCCGAUCGGCAACGUAUCUUCAAGGAUAAUAGAUUACCCGAGAAGAAAGGUAAAAGCAUUUUCGAGUUGAUGUGGAUCACUUACAAUGACAAGGUUCUUAUCCUGUUGUCUAUCGCAGCCGCAAUCUCAUUGGGUGUUGGAUUAUAUCAAACAUUCGGUACGAAACAUGACGCAGAACACCCUCCUAUUGAGUGGGUCGAAGGUGUGGCAAUUAUAGUAGCUAUCGUGGUUGUGGUGAUUGUAGGAUCUCUCAAUGAUUACCAGAAAGAACGCCAAUUCGUUAAACUCAACAAAAAGAAAGAAGAUCGCGAUGUGAAUGUUAUUCGGUCUGGAAAAACUUUGGAAAUCUCGGUUUUUGAUGUUUUGGUUGGUGAUGUUAUGCAUCUUGAACCUGGAGACAUGAUUCCCGUGGAUGGAAUUUUCAUUGAAGGACACAACGUUGUUUGCAAUGAAUCUCAAGCAACCGGAGAAUCUGAUUUGAUUAAAAAACGACCAGCCGACGAUGUCUACAACGCAAUUCAAAAUCACGAAAGCUUGAGGAAAAUGGACCCUUUCAUUCUUUCAGGAGCCCAAGUUAGCGAGGGAGUCGGAACAUUUUUGGUUACGGCUACUGGUGUUAAUUCUAUGUAUGGAAAGACCUUGGUCGCUUUGAGGGAAGAUCCCGAAUCUACACCUCUUCAAACAAAAUUGAACACACUAGCCGAAUAUAUCGCAAAGCUUGGUGGAGCUGCCGGUCUUCUUCUCUUCAUCGUCUUGUUCAUCGAAUUCUUGGUCCGCUUACCUGGCAAUAACGGUACCCCGACAGAAAAAGGUCAACAGUUUCUCAGUAUUUUCAUCGUCACGGUUACAAUUAUUGUGGUUGCGGUCCCCGAAGGCUUACCACUGGCCGUCACCCUGGCUUUGGCCUUUGCUACAACUCGCAUGUUGAAGGACAACAAUUUAGUUCGACAUCUCAAAGCUUGUGAGGUUAUGGGAAAUGCUACGACUAUUUGUUCUGAUAAAACCGGUACUUUGACUCAAAAUAAGAUGUUAGUGGUCGCGGGAACCCUGGGAACUAGCUCUCGAUUUGGUGGUACAAUAGAAUCGUCUGGGAAAGAUCAAUCGGAUAAUGGCAAGCAGCCACAGCGAGAAGCUGAUAACAUGUCUCCGAAAGAAGUGGUAUCUACUUUAGAUUCAAGUGUCAAAGCAAUGCUCAAGCAGGCGGUCGUUUUCAACUCAACCGCUUUUGAGGGCGAGGUUGAUGGCGAAGCCAGCUUCAUUGGUUCCAAGACAGAAACUGCGCUCUUACUCUUCGUCCGAGAACAUUUGGGACUAAGCCCACUCGCUGAAGAACGUUCUAAUGGCACCAUCACACAGCUGAUUCCUUUUGAUUCGGGUCGAAAGUGUAUGGGAGUGGUUUUACAAUUGGACAAUGGCACAUAUAGACUUUACGUCAAGGGUGCAUCUGAGAUUCUUCUCGAAAAGUGCACAGAAAUCAUUCGGGACCCAACCAAGGAUACUAGCAGUGUUCAAAUGACCGAGGACAACCGUCUGACUUUGACUUCCAUCAUUGACAACUAUGCUUCCCGAUGCCUCCGUCCAAUCGGACUCCUCUACAGAGAUUUCGAGAGUUGGCCACCCAAGGGCGCUCGCACCAUUGAAGGAGAAAAAAAUCAAGUUGUAUUCGGUGACGUCUUCAAGGAAAUGGUACUUUUAGGUAUCGUUGGAAUCCAGGAUCCACUUCGUGAUGGCGUUCCCGAAGCUGUCCGUAUUUGUCAAAAUGCCGGUGUGGUUGUUCGCAUGGUCACCGGAGAUAACAUGGUUACUGCCAAAGCCAUCGCUACAGAGUGUGGCAUCUUCACUCCUGGCGGCAUUGUUAUGGAAGGACCAGCUUUCCGAAAUCUGAGUCCAUCGAAGAAGGAGCAGAUUAUCCCACGUUUGCAGGUUCUCGCACGAUCUAGUCCAAAAGACAAAGAGGAUUUGGUCAAGGCUCUGAAGAAACUUGGUGAAACCGUGGCAGUUACUGGUGAUGGUACCAAUGAUGCGCCUGCUUUGAAGAAGGCCGAUGUUGGAUUCUCCAUGGGUAUCGCUGGUACUGAGGUUGCAAAGGAAGCUUCUGCCAUUAUUCUUAUGGAUGAUAACUUCAACUCGAUUGUCAAGGCUAUGAUGUGGGGACGUGCUGUUAACGAUGCUGUGAAGAAAUUCUUGCAGUUUCAAGUCACCGUCAACAUUACUGCCGUUCUCUUAACCUUCAUUUCCGCUGUCGCUAGUUCCGAUGAAACAUCCGUUCUUACUGCGGUUCAACUGCUGUGGGUCAAUUUGAUCAUGGAUACCAUGGCAGCUCUUGCAUUGGCUACUGAUCCACCGACUCCCAGCAUCCUGGAUCGAAAGCCUGAUCCCAAGUCGGCACCUCUUAUCACUAUGACGAUGUGGAAAAUGAUUAUUGGUGAAUCAAUCUAUCAACUAACUAUUACCCUACUCUUGUUCUUCGGCGCAGAAAGCAUUCUUUCUUACCAAUCCGAUCGUGAAAUUGCACAAAUCCCAACUUUGAUCUUCAACACCUUUGUCUGGAUGCAAAUAUUCAAUCAAUGGAAGUAAGUGCCCUGAAAAUCUCUAAUUAUGGAUCUCAACUGACUCUAUUUAGCAACCGCCGUCUUGAUAACAAGUUCAACAUUUUCGAAGGAGUUCAUCGCAACUGGUUCUUCAUGGGGAUCAAUGUUGUCAUGGUUGGUGGCCAAGUCAUGAUCAUUUUCGUUGGUGGCAAAGCCUUCAAUGUAGUCCAUCUAAAUGGAGCUCAAUGGGCAUACUCCAUUAUACUUGGGUUCCUCUCCAUCCCGGUCGGAGCUUGCAUACGUCUCGUCCCUGAUGAAUUACUCAUAUCAUUGAUCCCUAGCUACUUGAUGAAUCGAAACAAGAACCCAGAAGUUACCAUCUCGGACGAGGAAGAGCAUUUCCAAUUCCCCAAGCCAUUGGCGGAUGUCAAGGAAGAAUUGACUUUCCUCAAGAAGUACAAGGGUGGUCGAUUGAACAAUCUAAGAUUCGCCAUGCAACAAACUCGCGAUCAAUUAUUACCACGUUCAAGGAGUGGCUCCCGGUCAAGAGACAAUUCUGUUGCACCAACUACCAAUUCAGACGAUCCCAAUCGGGAUAAUGCUUUUGGCACGAAUGGUUCAUUCCAAAAUCCUGAACCUCGCAAACGCGGAAGGAGCACUAGAUCUCGAUCUAACUCAGCAUUGGGUGCUACAACUGUCAUGGCAGGUAUUAUUGCUGGUAGUGUUGCUGGAUGGUCUCCAAUCGAACGGAACUAUGGCGAUAAUGAUAUGUUUUCACGCACCAGAGGAAGAUCAGAGUUGGAGGCCUCUGACGAAAUACAAAUUCACCCCGACACCAAACCUGAUGAUCCCGUCAUCACGGAAAAUCCACAUCAACUCCAUGGACCCCCUUCACAAAAUCCCGAGAUCACUCCUGCGCCAGCGUCUUCUAACGUUCCUACUUUGAAGAUUCCAAAUUCAACCCGAAAACCAUCAAAUGAUGAAUAAUUCACCCACUCUGAUCCUAUUAAAACACUAGAGAUAUCCAAUACUCAUGUAGAUAUGUACUUUUAGCAUUCACGCUUUCACGUGCGCCUUGAAACUUUUUUCUUUUCUUUUCUUUUUGGUUUUCCUCACGAAACAUAUUGCGUCGGUUCAACAUUUGUGGGCGUUUUGAUGGAUGGGAAAUUAAAGAUACAAAUAUGGGGCGGUCUUCUUUUUUCAACCUUUUUGGCUUUUUAAUACAAUACCACAGUAAAAUUGGUGCGCAAGGAGCAGAAAGUGAGCAGAUGUUUCUCUUUCCCUUGAUGAUUCCCCGUCCAUUUGGAGAGGAAUGGAUAUGCGAUGUAGAUAUUUGAGAUGGAUGGAUGGAUGGAUGGAUGAGGUGGGUGGAGUCUAUGAGUUAAGAGGCGAAAGUGAGAGUGAAAGUGAAAGAAGGGAAAAUAAAAAAUGAUUGCGUGGAUGGUUCGAUGGGUGCAUAGAUAUGAAAUAUGAAUAUGAAUAUGGAAUAUGAAUUGAAUAUGG
Molecule: messenger RNA, 5941 nt
Organism: Sclerotinia trifoliorum
Lineage: Eukaryota; Fungi; Ascomycota; Leotiomycetes; Helotiales; Sclerotiniaceae
Source: the annotation of a GenBank genome assembly